Molecule: messenger RNA, 2014 nt
Organism: Dicentrarchus labrax (European seabass)
Lineage: Eukaryota; Metazoa; Chordata; Actinopteri; Moronidae
Gene: atf4b
Product: activating transcription factor 4b
Exons: 3
Coding region: 272-1612 (446 amino acids)
Biological process (GO): regulation of transcription by RNA polymerase II
Cellular component (GO): ATF1-ATF4 transcription factor complex; ATF4-CREB1 transcription factor complex; nucleus
Molecular function (GO): RNA polymerase II transcription regulatory region sequence-specific DNA binding; DNA-binding transcription activator activity, RNA polymerase II-specific
Source: RefSeq, a predicted model, not a curated record
CGCGUGCGCCAUUUUCCUUCCUGAAGAACAACAAACGAAGCGACCGCAUUGUUGAACAUCGCUCUAUUCGCCGAAAUGGCAGUGUAAAAGUGUGCCGCGAUCCAGCCGCCAACAAAACAGUGCAUCCAGCCAGUGCACUGAGUCACUUCUAAUUCAGCAAAAAUGUCGUCCUUCGUGGAAACCCUCACCACUGCUGCAUACGACAGCAUAAAAGAGUUCGAGACUUUCCUAGCAUCGUCGCACGCUCCUUUUGUGACCAACAACGGGCACUAUGACCAUGAUGAUGACAAACUCACAGUUUGGCCUGGAAGACAUGGAGGUCCUUCUCUGGGGACCUUCCUCUCCCAUGGCUGACGCCAUGGACCUCUUAUCUGUUUGCCCUGACCAAGAAGAACUACAGGAAGGAGGAACCUCUUUGGAGGGGGACACUUCACCCGCGUCUCCCCUCACCUCCUCAUCGCUGUCUUCUUUCUCCUCUCCUCCUCCCUUCUACUCUCCUCCUCCCUCACCGCCGGCCGUCCUCUUCCAGGGGGACAAAGUCGGGGCUGAGUCUGACCUGCUCUCCCUUCCCUGGUUGGGCCAUCCUGGUCAGCUGAGACAGAGCGUCUCAGAUGACAGCAAAGAGGAUAUGUUCGGUGACCUGGACUGGAUGGCUGAGAGGGUGGAUCUGAGUGAGCUUGACCUGGAGAGUCUGAUUGGCUCCUGCAGUCCUACUGAAGAGUCCCCUGGCUCUCCAGACGACAUCCUAGCCUCCUUGGAUUGCUCCAUGGAGCUUGACACCCUCCCAAUGCCCACUCUCUCAACUUCUGUGCUCCCGAGUCUUCCCGCUGCUUCUCUUCCAUGUGUGUCUCCUCCUCCCCCUGACCCUCUUCCCACUGUCUGUGCCGAGCCUUCUGUCAUUACAGUGGAUGAGCCCGAGUCCUACGUUGAUGAACAGGGUGUCCCCUCCCCUCCCAUGUGUGUCCCAGAGCCACAGGAAGAGCUGGAAAUCAAGUCUGAGCCCACAUCUCCAGACCCGUCUUCCCCCCUGGUUGAUUCUCCCUCCUCCCCAGCCUACACCCUGGACCUGGGCAGUGAAGUGGAUGUCUCUGAGAGUGAGGUGAAGCCAGUGGUGAUUCCUGUCGUCCCUCAGGUCCAGAGGCUCGUACUCAACCUCGCACCGACCCGUAUCGUCCUCGUGCUGGCUCCCAAAGAGGAAGUCUCAAUCGCCACCACAUCAGAGGUCGUGCAUUCCGCCCCUGCUCCAAAAUCGUCCAGAAGCAGACCAUACCCCGAGCCCACAUUUAAAGCGAGUCCACCGUCUCCCAAUGCCAUCAGUGUCAAAGUCAAAACCCUCCGUGGCGCAGGUGGAGAAGAACGGACGAGUUUCAAGGCACCAAAGGCCAAGAAACUUAAGAAGAUGGAGCAGAAUAAGACGGCCGCCACACGUUACAGGCAGAAGAAGAAAACUGAGCAGGAAGCACUUCUUGAAGAGCAUGCACUGCUGGAGAGGAAGAACAUGGAGCUGACUGAGAAGGCAGAAUCCAUGGCAAGGGAGAUUGAGUACCUGAAAGAGCUGAUGGAGGAGGUCCGCCUGGCCAGGACCAAAAAAGGUCUUAGUGCUGACCUCUAGUGGUUGGACCAAAUGACGUGUGAAGAAGUGAUAUUUGAGAAAGUGGGGCUCAGCAGAUUUUUGAAUUUCUUUCAUGCAAACAGUAAAGUAUCUGUCCACUCAGCACGUCUUGGAUGCACAAUCCAGUAAAUCUGAUGUUUGUUAGAACAUCUUUUUAAAAAUAUCUAACACUGGUAUUUAAUAUAGUAUACUUUUCUGCUGUUUAGAGUAGUUCUAUGGUAACAAGUAUUUCCCAUUAAGGAUGUAAACUUGUGUGCUCUUGUAAUUGUUGUUGUAUAUUUUUCCUCUCUCUGGACCUCAGUACCGUGCCAGUAGAAUGUAUUUUAAGAACUUGUGUAUGUAUUAUAGUAUAACCGGACCAUCUGUAUUAUGAGUCUCUUAAUAAAGAGUCUAAAAACCUAA